This is a messenger RNA of Glycine soja, 1090 nucleotides long. RefSeq lists its product as uncharacterized. The record is from RefSeq and is a predicted model, not a curated record. The transcript has 3 exons. Bases 245 to 892 code for a protein of 215 amino acids. Lineage: Eukaryota; Viridiplantae; Streptophyta; Magnoliopsida; Fabales; Fabaceae.
CAAAAAAAUAAUAAAAGCCCCCAACUUCGCAAAUUUUGCAUCACGUAUCCCCCCACACAUCACCCUCUACCUACUUUGCACCUCUCACCCUUCUCUCUAUAGGAAAUAGCAAGCGUGUUUUCCCAGCUAUAGUAAUCUAUCAAACAAAACCUCUGCUACACUCUAGCAUCCUACACCCCCACUUUUUCUAGUAAUAAUAGUACUACAUUAUCUAGUGUGAGAGAGAGAGAGAGUUCAUAGUUCAAUGCUCAGUUCUUCUUCGGCUUCGUUUUUGAGGCAGUUAAGUGCAAAAAAGGAGGGUUGGAAAGAGAGAUACUAUAAUAGUGGUAGUGGUGGCUGGGGAAUGAGCUUUGGAGGGUGUGAGGCAAGUGUGAAACUAAUGGAAGGGUUUAACAUGCAGGGGAAUGUGGGGAGGAAGAGGGUGAUGGUGGUGGUUGAUGACACCUCACAUUCCAAGCAUGCAAUGUUGUGGGCACUCACUCAUGUUGCCAACAAGGGUGAUUCCUUGACUCUUCUUCACGUUGUGCCUCCUCACAGGGGUCCUGAAUCUUCUUGCUCCACUUAUCUUGUCAAUUAUCUUGGGUCACUUUGCAAAGAUUGCAAGCCUGGGGUGGAAGUGGAAGCGCUCUUAAUCCAAGGACCAAAACUGGCCACUGUAAUGAGCCAAGUAAAGAAGCUGGAGGUCUCUGUCCUGGUACUGGGCCAAAAGAAGCCAUCUUCUCUUUUAAGCUGUCUUUGUGGAAGCAGCGGAAGCAGUAGUACAGAGGAGUUUGUGGAGCAUUGCAUCAAUAAAGCAGAGUGCUUGACAAUUGGAGUGAGGAAGAGAAGCCAGGGCACGAAUGGAUACCUUGUCAGCACUAGAUGGCAGAAGAACUUCUGGCUUUUGGCUUAGAUUGAAAGUUUAGUUGCUGCUAGUUCAGAUCUUAGAGGGGAUAAAUGGGGAAAUGGUAAAAUUAACCUUAGUAUUUGCAACAUCAUCUAUAAUCUGAGUAAAAAUAAUCAUCUAUAUCACCCUGUAACUAGUUCUAACUAUAUCGUGUACUAAUGUCACUAUGAGUAAAAAUAAUCAAAUUGUCCAUGCUUGUGAACA